CAACCGCAUCUGUAGAAUAGGGGCUCUUAACUCAUCCACUCUUUUUGUAUAAUAAUUUAAUCGUUUAAUUCGACAUGUCAACAUUCCUCCCCACCAUGUUCCGCGCCGAGAAAUUCCGCCCGCUCCUCAUCUGCUCCAUCGGCAACCCAGGCCCCAAAUACGCCAACACCCUCCACUCCGCCGGCCACAUCCUCCUCAACCAACUCCAAACCGCGCGCGAUUUCGAGACUUUUGUGUCCUCCAAACGGCUCCUCUCAAAGGACUGGGGCGGCGGCGCGGUGUCCGUCCCGCGAUACUGGACAUUCCAUCCGUAUAAAGUCAAGAAAUAUGCGGACGAUUGGGCGACGCGGCGGUAUUCCGAGGGGAAGAAUCCGAUGGAUUUGUGGACGUUGUGGAGGAGUGGGAGUUUGAUGAACGUGAGUGGGGUGGGGGUGCGGCGGGCGUGGGAGACGUGGCGGGAAGAGAUGAAGGGGAUGGGGGUAGAGGAGCGGUGGGGGGAGGGAUUGGUGGUGGUGUUGCAGGAUGAGUUGGAGGAGAAACUAGGGAAAUUGACGGUGCGGAAGUUGGAGAGUAGUUCACGCGGGCAUCGCGGGAUCAAGUCCAUCCAGGCAUGUCUACCGAAAGGAACCCCGGUGGUGAGGAUUGGGAUUGGGAUUGGGAGACCAAGCAGCCGUGAUUCCGGAGAUGUCGCACGUUACGUUCUGAAUCCCGUGUCGGCAGAUGUGGAAAAGACGCUGCUCCGCAGUGAAGGAGAUCUGACCGACAAACUCCUUGAUAUUGCUCAUGGCCACGUUUGAACCAAAUGACCUGUGAGGCCAAUGGCUUCAUCCCGGAAAUUAAGAUGAUUGGAAAGGGACGGGAUGCUACGGGUCGAUGGCUCACUUAGGACACACUUGGGAUUGUUCAACUAAAUUAAUUCUCUACCGGCGUG
Molecule: messenger RNA, 931 nt
Organism: Eremomyces bilateralis CBS 781.70
Lineage: Eukaryota; Fungi; Ascomycota; Dothideomycetes; Eremomycetales; Eremomycetaceae
Product: peptidyl-tRNA hydrolase
Exons: 2
Coding region: 75-797 (240 amino acids)
Molecular function (GO): peptidyl-tRNA hydrolase activity
Source: RefSeq, a predicted model, not a curated record